GACACGCCCCCCUUGAUAUGCCCUCGAUUAACGUCAAAACAGGAAAAUACAGCGACACUUUCAGCUUGUAAUGACAGUGUUGGUGGGAUUGGCCUCUUGGUAGAUGCAGUGACUGUGAACCGGAGCCUAACAGGGUCUCGACAAAUUCCUCAGCAUCAUCGCCGAGCCGUGUGUGUGUGUGUGAGGGAAAGAGAUCAUUGCUGAGCCGUGUGUGUGUGUGAGGGAAAGAGAUCAUUGCUGAGCCGUGUGUGUGUGUGAGGGAAAGAGAUCAUCGCUGAGCCGUGUGUGUGUGUGUGAGGGAUAGCUAUGCCGCCUCAGCCGGCCACACAGACCCGUGUCCUGGUCCUCAACCACAUGGAGAAGCUGGAGAGAACCCUCUUCCGCCUGGACCAAGGUUUUGAGCUCCAGUUCCGCCUGGGCCCCACCCUCCAGGGGAAGCAUGUCCAGGUGAGCACCAACUACCCCGCCCAGGGGGAGCGCUUUGAGCGCGACACCUUCCGCACGCUGGCCUGGGUCAACCCUGCCGGUCUCCAUGACGACUCCGACAAGUUCUGCAGCCUGGAGCUGCAGGUGUCCGGGUCGUACCAGUAUCACUUCAACAACGGGGGUGAAGAGAAGUCGGGCGGGGGCUACAUCGUGGUGAACCCAGCGCUGCACGUGGGCCCAGACAACCACGUCCUCCCACUGGACUGCAUCACCAUCCAGACAUACCUGUCCAAGUGUCUGGGUCACCUGGGAGACUGGCCCGACCGCCUGCGAGUCGCCAAGGAGACGGGGUACAACAUGAUCCACCUGACCCCGGUGCAGACCCUGGGAGAGUCCCGGUCCUGCUACUCCCUGGCCGACCAGCUGGAGCUGAACCCGGACUUCUCUCCCCCGGGAGAGAGGCUGUCCUGGGGGGACGUGGGCCGGCUGGUGGAGGGCCUCCGCAGGGACUGGGGCGUGGCCUGCAUCACUGACGUGGUUUACAACCACACAGCCUCUAACAGCAUGUGGAUCAGGGAGCACCCAGAGUGUGGCUACAACAUGACCAACUCCCCCCACCUGCGCCCCGCCUGGGUGCUGGACCGGGCCCUGUGGCACCUGACCUGCGAGGUGGCGUCCGGCCGGCACGCGGAGGCGGGGCUCCCUGCCCUGGUGCAGCACCAGCAGCACCUGGACGCCCUGCGGACAGUCCUGUGGAAGGAGGUGUUCCCCAGACUCAAGCUGUGGGAGUUCUUCCAGGUCAGAGUGGAGAACGCUGUGGAUCAGUUCAGAACCCUGCUGCAGAACGGUGCUAAACCAGACCAUAAUAAGACAGGAAGUAAGCCGCAACUCAGGAUUAUCCAGGACCCUCACUACCGUCGCUAUGGCAACACAGUGGAUAUGAACACCGCCCUAGCAACCUUCACUCCUCACGACACCAGCCUCUUCGCUGUAGAGGAGUGUUGUGGUUGGCUGCGUCGCCGUCUGGAGGAGAGCAAUGGAGACCAGUACCAGCUGAUGCAGCAGCACCACGAGCAGGCAGUGAACUGUAUUGUGGGUAAUGUACUGUACGAGCGUCUGGCUGACCAUGGUCCUAAACUGGGUCUUGUGAGCAAGAAGCAUCCUCUGGUCACCAGGUACUUCACCUUCCCGUUCCCAGAGCAGCCCCUGGAGGCGGAGCUUAGACUGCUGGACAAGCCUGAAAAGGCGUGUCACUUCCUGGCUCACAACGGCUGGGUGAUGGGAGACGACCCGCUACGCAACUUUGCUGAGCCAGGAUCCAACGUGUACCUAAGGAGAGAGCUGAUUUGCUGGGGCGACAGCGUGAAGCUUCGCUAUGGCGACGGCCCGGAGGCCUGUCCCUACCUGUGGGCUCACAUGCAGAAGUACACUGAGAUCACUGCCAAGCACUUCGCUGGCGUCCGAUUGGACAACUGCCACUCCACCCCUCUGCACGUCGCCGAGGCCAUGCUAGCCGCUGCCAGAGUGGUCAGACCCAACCUGUAUGUGAUAGCGGAGCUGUUCACAGGAAGUGAGCUCAUAGACAACGUGUUUGUGAACCGCCUGGGCAUCACCAGCCUGAUACGAGAGGCUGUGAGUGCAGGGGACAGCCAUGAGGAAGGCCGGUUGGUCUACCGCUACGGGGGAGAGCCAGUAGGAGGGUUAGUCCAGCCCAGUCUCCGCCCCCUGGUCCCCUCCAUCGCUCACGCCCUCUUCCUGGACGUCACCCACGACAACGAGUGUCCCAUACAGCUGAGGUCGGUGUGGGACUCCCUGCCCAGCUCUGCCAUCGUCUCCAUGGCGAGCUGUGCUACCGGCUCCACCAGGGGCUACGACCAGCUGGUCCCUCACCAGAUCUCGGUGGUGGAGGAGGAGAGGUUGUACCCCAGGUGGAGCGCGGAGCCCUCGUCCCCAGGAGAGGUGAACCUGCAGUCGGGCAUCAUGUCAGGGAAGCUGGCCCUCAACCGCCUGCACCAGGAGCUGGCUGCCCAGGGCUUCACACAGGUGUACGUAGACCAGGUUGAUGAAGACGUUGUGGCCGUGACUCGUCACUGUCCCAGUAGCCACCAAUCAGUGGUCGCCGUGUGUCGUACCGCCUUCCGGAACCCCAAAACCCACCAAUACCGUGACGAGGUCCCGCCCAUGUUCAUACCUGGGAAGAUCGAGGAGGUGGUGUUGGAGGCGAGGACAGUUGAAAGGCAUGCUGGGACAUACAGGAAGGAUGAAAGCUACAUCAACGGGAUGCCAGAGUACACUGUGGAGAUCAGAGAGCACAUCCAGCUGAAGGACAGUGAUGUGGUGAGGCAGGCUGGGGUCACGUCUAAAGGCAGCAGUGAGUUUGUCCAGGAGAUCCUGUUUGAAAAGCUCACACCAGGCAGCGUGAUUGCCUUCAGGGUGAGUCUGGACCCCAAGGCCCAGCAGGUGGUUGGGAUUCUGAGGCGUCACCUGGUCCAGUUCAGCCCCAAGUUCCUGCCUGGCAGUCUGGACGACCUGAACACACCUGCAGCCCUGAAGACCCCACUGGCCCAGACCAUGUCCCAGCUGUCUCUGGCAGACAUCAACAUGCUGCUGUUCCGUUGUGAUGCUGAGGAGCAGGAGGACGGAGGAGGGUGCUACGACAUCCCCUCCUGGAGCAGCCUGAAAUACGCAGGCCUGCAGGGGGUGAUGUCGGUGCUGGCUGACGUCCGUCCCCAGAACGACCUGGGUCACCCCUUCUGUGACAACCUGCGUCAGGGGGACUGGAUGAUGCAGUACAUCAGCAGCAGACUGGAGGCCCGCGGGGGGGCGCUGGGGGAGGUGGGGGGGUGGCUGGCGGCCAUGUUUGACUACCUGAAGCACGUUCCACGCUACCUCAUCCCCUGCUACUUCGACGCCAUCAUGGUGGGCAUCUACACCACCGCCCUGGACCAUACCUUUAGCUGCAUGUCAAGCUUCAUCCAGCAGGGCUCCACCUUCGUGCGGCUCCUGGCUCUGGGCUCCGUCCAGAUGUGUGGAGUGAGUCGUGUCCCGGCCCUCCCCCCUCUCUCCCCCAUGCUCCGGGACGUCCCCCAGCGCCCCAGCCCCCUCACAAACACCCCGGAGCAGUGCUGCCCCUCGCUGGCCGCAGUUGGCUGCCUAACCCCGAUGCUGUGCUGUGAUUGGCUGUGUCCCCAGGCCCCAGAGCUGUUCAGUGUGAAGAAGGCGUGGCAGGCUCUGGAGGUGGCAGAGGAGAAGCUGCUGGGGCCGCUGGGCAUGAAGACCUUGGACCCCGAUGACAUGGUGUACUGUGGUGUCUACGACAACGCCCUGGACAACGACAACCUGGCCAGAGGCUUCAACUACCACCAGGGACCGGAGUGGCUGUGGCCUGUAGGGUACUUCCUGCGAGCUAAGCUGUACUUCUCCAGGAAGCUGAGUGAGGAGGCGUACGAGCAGACAGUCCUGCUGGUGAAGAACCUGCUGUCACAGCACUACGUCCACCUGGAGAGGUCACCCUGGAAGGGUCUUCCUGAACUGACCAAUGAGAACGGCCAGUACUGCCCCUUCAGCUGCGAAUCACAGGCCUGGUCCAUCGCCACGGUGCUGGAAGUCCUCCACGACCUGUGACGCAUCACUUCCUGUAGACUGACAGCCGCAUCCUGUUCAGCUUCCUGGUCUUACAUGCUGUAGCCCAUCCCCCUCGUGUCUAGACGUGUGUUUUUUUGUUUACAUGUCCUUUCCAUGGCUCCCACAGAGCUGUGUGUGGUGGAGGGGGUCGGCGUAACGAAGGCUCAGACAGGAAGCUAGCUAAAUACUUCCUGAUAGGUCGUCCAAUCGGCUUAAGUUUCUACAGAAUCACAUCCAAUCAGAGCCUCUGUACUCCAUGACACACCCACAUAUU
Osmerus eperlanus (European smelt) is the source of this 4324-nucleotide messenger RNA. RefSeq names its product amylo-alpha-1, 6-glucosidase, 4-alpha-glucanotransferase a (gene agla). The record is from RefSeq and is a predicted model, not a curated record. Lineage: Eukaryota; Metazoa; Chordata; Actinopteri; Osmeriformes; Osmeridae. Gene Ontology annotation, molecular function: 4-alpha-glucanotransferase activity; amylo-alpha-1,6-glucosidase activity. Gene Ontology annotation, biological process: glycogen catabolic process.